UUUUUUUCCCAUUAAAUUUGUUUCGUAGUUCACAUAUAGAUGAUUCACCUCUCUACCAACAAAAAAUUCUUUCCUUUUCCGUUUGAUUUCUUUGUUUUUAUUUGAAAUUUCUCAGGACAUUGACCUAAAAAUCUCUUUCACCAACCUGUCUAAAAAUUAUAGCGCAUUUUCAUUUUUGGGCAAUCCAAUAGUUAUGGAAGCAACAACUUCUAUUAGAGCAACCACAACUAGGGUUUGUGUUAUGAACUCAACCGCUCUGAAAUUUAAACAAAACUAUCUCUCAUUCAGAAAGUCUGUCUUAUUAAGAUCUCCAAUGGAUACAAAAUCGAUCUCUCCAAAUUCAAUUCGAGCUCAACAGUCCACAGCGACGAUUACAGAAACUGAUUACAAGAAUGCACUCAAAAUCAAGGAGUGGGAAGUGGGUAAGUUCCAAGAUGAGUUAGCUGCAAGCCAGGGAAUUAAAAUCAGAAGAAGGCCACCUACAGGACCUCCUUUGAAUUAUGUUGGUCCAUUUGAGUUUAGAUUAGCAAAUGAAGAUGACAAUACUCCUCGUGACAUCCUAGAGGAAAUCGUAUGGAACAAGGACAAAGAAGUCUCACUGCUAAAAGAGAGAAAGCCUCUAGCUACUCUAAAGAAAGAGCUCGAAAAUGCUCCCCCAGUUAGAGAUUUUUUGGGCGCUUUGCACAAAUCUCAUCUGCGGACAGGAUUGCCCGCUUUGAUAGCUGAAGUGAAAAAGGCUUCUCCAAGCAGAGGGGUAUUGAGAAAGGACUUUGAUCCGGUUAAAAUAGCUCAGGCAUAUGAGAAAGGGGGAGCAGCAUGCCUCAGUGUUUUGACGGAUGAGAAGUACUUCCAGGGAAGUUUUGAAAACCUGGAGAAAAUACGCAAUGCUGGAGUAAAGUGCCCUCUUCUGUGCAAAGAGUUCAUCAUCGAUGCAUGGCAAAUAUACUAUGCUCGCACAAAAGGGGCAGAUGCAGUACUUUUGAUUGCGGCUGUGUUGCCUGAUCUUGAUAUACAAUACAUGACCAAGAUCUGUAAAACUAUUGGUUUGGCAGCCUUAGUUGAGGUUCACGAUGAAAAGGAAAUGGAUCGUGUUCUUGGAAUAGAGGGGAUUGAACUCGUUGGCAUAAACAACCGUAACCUUGGAACAUUUGAGGUUGAUAUUAGUAAUACGAGACAUCUUUUAGAGGGAGAACGUGGUGAAGUUAUCCGUCAAAAAGACAUCAUUGUAGUUGGGGAAUCAGGGUUGUUUACUCCAAGUGAUAUUGCUUAUGUACAAGAUGCUGGGGUUAAAGCGGUACUGGUUGGGGAGUCGAUUGUGAAACAAGAUGAUCCAGGGAAAGGAAUAAGUGGACUGUUUGGUAAAGACAUAUCGCCAUAAGCAUGAUUCAAUUUUUUCAUUUUCCCUUUGUCUACGACAAACACUGUUGUAUGUUGUUUACUAGCACUGCCAUGAAUAAAAUUGAGUUUUUUCCCAGAAAACACUGAAAUGUUUUUUAUUUCUUAAUAAUUUAAUGAAACCAGAAACAAGGGAAUGACGAUUAUAAAAAUUC
Messenger RNA from Papaver somniferum (opium poppy), 1550 nucleotides. RefSeq names its product indole-3-glycerol phosphate synthase, chloroplastic-like. The transcript has 10 exons. The coding region runs from base 194 to 1378 and encodes 394 amino acids. Gene Ontology annotation, molecular function: indole-3-glycerol-phosphate synthase activity; phosphoribosylanthranilate isomerase activity. Gene Ontology annotation, biological process: L-tryptophan biosynthetic process. NCBI's taxonomy places the organism in Eukaryota, Viridiplantae, Streptophyta, Magnoliopsida, Ranunculales, Papaveraceae. The record is from RefSeq and is a predicted model, not a curated record.